UUGGGAGAGAGCAGAUACGUUGAAUGACGUGUCUGUAGAUUGUGGGAGUAUAACUUAAAUUUUUAAUUAAAUUGAAAAAUUGCAACGCUAUUCGGUAAAAUUUUUGUAUUAUUCAACGAAGAAAAUCCUAUCGAAUGGCUUUCAAAAGGGAUAAAAAGGAGGAAGAGGAUGGAGGGAAUCAGUAUCAGAAUCUGGAGAAGACUAGUGUUCUUCAAGAAGCUAGAACAUUUAACGAUACACCAGUCAAUCCCAGAAAAUGUGCUCACAUUCUCUCUAAAAUAUUGUACAUGAUAAAUCAAGGUGAACAAUUGGGUACUGCUGAAGCUACAGAUACUUUUUUUGCUAUGACUAAAUUAUUUCAAUCUCGUGAUAUAAUAUUAAGAAGAAUGGUUUAUCUUGGAAUCAAAGAAUUGAGUAGUAUAGCAGAAGAUGUCAUAAUUGUUACAUCAAGCUUAACCAAAGAUAUGACUGGUAAAGAAGACACAUACAGAGCUGCUGCAAUAAGAGCUUUAUGUAGCAUAACUGAUGUAUCAAUGUUGCAAACAAUUGAACGUUACAUGAAACAAGCAAUUGUAGAUAAAAAUCCUGGUAUUAGCAGUGCUGCUUUAGUAAGCUGUUUACAUUUAUGUAAAAGUGUAUCUGCUACUGACAUUGUCAAACGAUCCUUGAAUGAAAUACAAGAAGCAUUGAGUUCAGAGAAUGUAAUGGUACAAUAUCAUGCUUUAGGACUUCUUUUUCAUAUUAGGAAAACAGAUCGUCUAGCAGUUUCAAAAUUAGUUGCUAAGCUUACAAAAACUAAUAUGAAAUCACCAUUUGCUGUUUGUAUGCUGAUUAGAAUGGCUUGCAAGUUAUUAGAAGAAGAAACAAUUCCACGUUCAGAAUCACCUCUAUUUGAAUUUGUUGAAUCCUGUAUUCGUCAUAAAUCAGAAACAGUUGUGUAUGAAGCAGCCCAUGCAAUAGUUCAUUUAAGUGGUACUGGAGCUAGACAUUUAGCACCAGCUGUUUCAGUUUUACAAUUAUUCUGCUCAUCUUCUAAACCCACUUUACGUUUUGCUGCUGUUCGAACACUUAAUAAGGUCGCUAUGGAACAUCCAAGUACAGUUACUGCUUGUAACUUAGAUCUUGAAAAUUUAAUAAGUGAUUCUAACAGAUCAGUUGCUACAUUAGCCAUAACAACUCUAUUAAAAACAGGAUCUGAAGCAUCUGUUGAUCGACUUAUGAAACAAAUAGCAACUUUUGUUAAUGAAAUAUCUGAUGAGUUUAAAAUAGUUGUUGUUCAAGCUAUAAGAGCUUUAUGUUCCAAAUUUCCCCGUAAACAUACAGUUUUAAUGAACUUUUUAUCCGGUAUGUUAAGAGAAGAAGGUGGACUAGAUUAUAAAGCUUCUAUUGCUGAUACAAUCAUAGCCAUAAUUGAAGAAAAUCCAGAAGCUAAAGAAACAGGGUUAGCCCAUUUGUGUGAGUUUAUUGAAGAUUGUGAACAUACCAGUUUAACUGUUCGUAUUUUACAUUUAUUAGGCAAAGAAGGACCACAUACAAAACAACCAUCAAGGUAUAUACGUUUUAUAUAUAAUCGAGUAAUAUUAGAAGGAGCAGUUGUAAGAGCAGCAGCUGUAGGAGCAAUGGCAAAGUAUGCUGCUCAAUGUUCAAUGCUUCAUGAUAGCAUUAAAGUACUUUUAAAGAGAUGUUGCCUUGAUGUUGAUGAUGAAGUCAGGGACAGGGCCACAUUUUAUAGCCAGUUAUUGAGUUCUAACAAUCGAAUGUUGAUAACUGACUACUUAUCUGAACCAAAUCAUGUGUCUUUACCAGCUUUGGAGAAAACUUGCCAAGAUUUUAUUAAAAAUCCAUCAAAAGAGCGUAUUAAACUUAAUGAGCUGCCAGUUGAUAUUGUUGUCAAAGCUAGUCCUACAGAAACAUUAAAAAAAAAUGUUGCAAUUAAAACUGUUCAACCAGUUACUGAGCCAGUUGAAGAACGUGUUAAUGUUCAAUCGUUACCUAACUUGAUCAAUCUAAAUGCUGGUAAAUUGUUCCGUUCUUCUGAACCUACAAUGUUGACAGAACCAGAAACAGAAUAUGUAGUUCGAUGUAUUAAACAUGUAUUCAAUCAGCAUUUAAUAUUACAAUUUGAAAUAACUAAUACAUUAGAUGACCAAAUUUUAGAAAAUAUUAGUAUCGAGUUGGAGGUUAGUGAGGGUUUUAGUGUAUUAGAUGAAGUAAAAAUUGCCUCAUUAAAAUAUCAAGAAACUGAAAAUGUUUUUGUUUUUUUGAAUUUCCCAGAAGAACCUGUAGAAUCUAUUGCAAGUUUUACUGCGAAAAUGAAAUUUGUUGUUAAGGAUUGCGAUCCUUUAACUGGAGAAGUUCAGGAUGGUGAUGGAUAUCAAGAAGAUUAUAGGUUAGAAGAUGUAGAAGUUACAUUAAAAGAUCAAAUGUUAAAUGUAAAAGUUGGAAAUUGGGAUUCAUUAUGGGAUGAAGCACAAAAUAUUUGCCAUGAGGUACAAGAAACAUUUGCAUUACCAUUGAAUGAUGGUGGAUUAUCAGAUACCGUUAAUCAAAUUAUCUCAUUUCUUGGAAUGGCAGCUGCCAAUAAUUCAGAUAAUGUAAUUCCUCCUAAUAAAUCAUCCCACACAGUUAAUCUGGCAGGAUUAAUGAGAGGAAACCAUAAAGUUUUGGCUUUGGCAAAAUUAGCUCUUAGUGAUAAUAGUGUUACUAUUCAACUAACUGUACGUUCCAUAGAUGAGAGAAUUGCUGACCUGGUACUAUCUACACUUGAUUAAUUGUUAAUUUAACUUAAUUAUUUUUUAUUAUGUUAUAAAUAAACUUUUAUUUUAAAUUGUAAA
This is a messenger RNA of Daktulosphaira vitifoliae (grape phylloxera), 2834 nucleotides long. RefSeq names its product coatomer subunit gamma-2 (gene gammaCOP). Gene Ontology annotation, biological process: endoplasmic reticulum to Golgi vesicle-mediated transport; protein secretion; organelle transport along microtubule. Gene Ontology annotation, molecular function: structural molecule activity. Gene Ontology annotation, cellular component: COPI vesicle coat; endoplasmic reticulum; Golgi membrane. The record is from RefSeq and is a predicted model, not a curated record. The transcript has 17 exons. Bases 135 to 2771 code for a protein of 878 amino acids. Lineage: Eukaryota; Metazoa; Arthropoda; Insecta; Hemiptera; Phylloxeridae.